Molecule: messenger RNA, 3161 nt
Organism: Mytilus californianus (California mussel)
Lineage: Eukaryota; Metazoa; Mollusca; Bivalvia; Mytilida; Mytilidae
Exons: 10
Coding region: 24-1967 (647 amino acids)
Source: RefSeq, a predicted model, not a curated record
UUCACGUACAUUCUUACUUAAGAAUGUUUGCUUGGAUUUUAUUCUUUAUAAAUUUUCAUUUUGCAACUAGUAUUUAUCAAGUGGUUAAGGAAGAAAAAUCGUGGGAUGAUAGCCAAAAGUAUUGUAACCUGAACAAUGGUAAACUUGCUCAUGUCUAUAGCAUGGAUCUUAUACCUGACAGCUGGAAAAAUAACAAUGGGUUCUGGGUAGGAGGUUUACUGAAUGACCAAGGAUUUAAUUGGAUUACUAAAACGAAAGGAAAAGACGCAGAAAUUCCUUUAGAACCGCUGAUAUAUCAUAGGAGAUGUUACAGACCGUCAUUUAUAUUGGGAGGUCAUUCUAUUCAGGAUUUGUCAGCCGAAGAAUGUUUCAAGCAAUGCAAGUGGAAAGGUGUAAUUGGACUUAAAAGUUUUUACUGUUUAUGUGAAGAAAACUUACGAAAUGUUAGGCGUACAGCGGAUGACCAUUGUGAUGUAACUUGUGAUGGGAAUCCAUCCGAAUUAUGUGGAGGACCGAAAGGGGUAUCCAUGUACAAUCUCAAUAACAAGGCUGUGUUAUGGGGAUCGAACGAGCCAAAUGAUAACUACGAAUGUGUUUACAUUCGGAAGCAGCACGACCAGAAUACUUUACUAUGGUUUACUUCAUCCUGUAAUAUGAGACUGAGAUAUAUCUGUUAUUUUGAAGACCACGAAGCGUGUGGUGUGAAGAAGUACUGUCUAAGAUCGUCCAUUCAACCUGACACGUGGCAAGCGUCAAUGGAAGGUUGUCGUCUGCUUAAUGGUACAACUGCCAUAGUUGACGUCACUAUGAUGUAUGACAAUGAGGAUACAAGUCUGCUUCCACCAGGAGAAUAUUGGGUUGGAUUAAAGCGUUCUCGUCGAUGGGAAUGGACCAAUGGAUUACCGAUAUCUGCCAGUCUGUUCCGCCAUCGACAAACAUUUGCUGUCAUUGAUAAGUGUGUAGCUUUGUCUAAUGUAGAUGGUUCACUUGGUCUUGUGCCUUCUUCCUGUUUGGAGAAAAGACCUUUUAUUUGUCAGUACGACAUAAGGGAUAGCGAAGCACACAAAAUCAAACAUUCUGACACAAUGCAAAGUUACGGAGCGACAACAAGAACAUUUCUGAUAUCACAAAAUAUGACCAGCACGCGGACACCACAUAUGGACGCAGAAAUACUGAUUAGAAAAAGCCGAAACGCCUCAAACUCGAGUGAUCCAAAUAAUUCAGAAAGCACGGAGGAUUAUCAAACAUUCUUGUAUAAGUCAGUUAUGUAUCUUGCAAUAGGAAUAGCAGCAGGCAUGGGACUUGUGUUUUCACUUUGUAUAAUAAUAUACGUUGGCAAAAGAUGCAGAUCGAGAACUACCGAAUUCAAGACGGUGCGAUAUCCGAAGGGCAUGGAAAAUCCUAUUUUGCGAUAUGCAAAUGACACAAAUAGUAAUCAUGCAACACCAUCAGAACCAGAAAUACUUUAUGAAAUCCCAUGUGAUGCUCAAGAAUCGCCAUUUCGAACAACCCAAAGAAUUUUACAACAGAACUAUGUAAUAAGUAGGGAUGGCUUUCCUUCUAAUUCCUGGAGACGAAAGAACAAUGGAAACCAACAGCGUUAUCGACAACCAGAAGUCAGGAAUAUUCAUCCAUAUUCCGAAAGGUCAUAUGGGGAUACAAGUUAUAUUAUUCAUAAUGUUCGUGCACAAUGCCAUCCGUCUGCUAACCCACAAGGUCAGCCAAUAGACAUAACUUAUACUGGAAGUCUAGAUACAAGGCUACGAAAGCCAUCACAAAAUCAUCAAAAUAGUGAUGUCAGACUUUCGGACACAUAUAGUUUGCCUGAGCAAGGCCGAAAACUCAGUGAACCCAUUUUGCAUGUUGAUACAAGUGACUUGUAUGCAUGCGUGCAGAAAGCAAUGCAAGACUCUGAAGAUGACUACUAUGAUAACAAUGAUCCAAACAUUCGUGUAACUGUAUGCUAAUAUGCGUUAUGCAUUGAACGUGUAACAUAUUGCAAAAAAUAUAAAAAAAUACGUAAACCACAACAGUCUCAGUCAUCUAUAUAUAUAUACAAAUGUUUGAAUGUUUGAAUUCCAUUUACAUUAUGUCAAAUUCUAAGCGAUACUAUAUUUACAAACUUUUUUCUAUCAAACAUAUUAGCACAACAACAGUAUAUGUUUGAUCAUUGAAUGCACACCACAAUAAUAUCAUAGUAUGUUCUACGUACAUUUGUUUUUCGUUUGUAUUUGCAUUUUCCGCACAGAUUUCAAAAUGUUUUUGUAGUCGGAUAAACAAAAAAAUAUAUAUAUGUAUAUAAGUGGACACCUAUAAGCAUUGUAUUUUUUUCACCUAUUUUACAAAUGUAUCAAUGAAUUUAUAUAUAGUUUUAAUUCCAUUAACGGUACCAAUUAAUGAGGAUGUUCUCCAGUGUGUCACUUCAAUAACGUUGACUUCAAGUUUUCAUUAUUCAGUAUGCCUCAUUCUCCUUUUGUAUCAUCCACGGUAAAUAUAUUCACUGGAAGUCGUUAUAUUUUAUAACAAACAAACAAAAAAAAAAACGAAUGUGACAUAUUAUUACGAAAAUUACAAGGGGAUAAUCAAAAAUCAUAUGUCCAAUAAAAAUAGACAACACCAUGGCAAAAACAAAAACUAAAACGAUGAUGAGAUUCCUCAAUGGGUCUUCACCGAAUGAAACUUGUCAGUAAAUGUUUAAUACCACGAGCAACACGACGGCAGCCACAUGUCCUGAUAUAAGUGUCUGAGCAGAAAGUUGAUGAACCAGGGUUAUAUUAAAGAACGUCUCGUCCUUUUUCUAAAAAAAAAUCCUCGGAAGAUACCUUGUUGAUAAAUAUUCCGUAUCAACUUCACAAAUAAUACACGAUAGUCUUGAAGUAUAGAUUCUAGGUACUGACGUUGUUUAUUAUCUUAAUUACAUUUUAUAGUGUUCUUUUAUUUGUCUUUGUAAAUUAUUAACAUUACUGUUUAGUCCAUUUUUGGUAAUAUCCUUUUGGCGUGGCUCGGUACUUGUACAUCCCGCCAAUGUGUUUUGUGCUAUGGUCAUUUUUUGUAUUCCUGUCUUUCAUUUUUGCUUAUGUGCUUUGUCUAUAUGCAUUUUGUUUUUCAUUGUUGCCAUGUUUGUUUGUUUUAUAGUGAUUAAGAUUAUAACACAAUAUUGA